Messenger RNA from Durusdinium trenchii, 396 nucleotides. NCBI's taxonomy places the organism in Eukaryota, Dinophyceae, Suessiales, Symbiodiniaceae. The record is from the annotation of a GenBank genome assembly.
AUGAUAUUUGUGGAGAUGAAAGUGAGUGAGUUCACCAUUCGCACUGGGCUGCGUGUCAGCUUGCGGGUCGCGCUGGUGAAGUUCACGCUCAGCUACGCGCGCCGCGAGGGGCGACCGCUCACAGCGGCGGAGGCGGCCGAGGAGGCUCGGGCAGCCGAAGGCGUGGCGGAGCAGAUGGCGGUGGUGCUGGAGGCUUUGAGGAAGGUGCCACACGGCCUGAGGACCUGCAAGUUCUUCUCGGCCUGGGAUGGAGGCCAUUUGGAGCUCCUCCUCACCUCCGCCACACCACUGACGACUGCGGCGCCCGAACGCUGCGCGGACGCGCUGCCCGUGCCCUGGCGGAUCCGCAGCAAGGGCCGGCUGUGGCACAGCAGUGACUGGCAGGCCUUCUACUAG